This is a messenger RNA of Dentiscutata erythropus, 375 nucleotides long. NCBI's taxonomy places the organism in Eukaryota, Fungi, Glomeromycota, Glomeromycetes, Diversisporales, Gigasporaceae. The record is from the annotation of a GenBank genome assembly.
AUGCAACUGGAUAACAGUCUUAUAAGACUGUUAUCUAGUAUAUUCCAAGUAUUAGAAAAAAUUUGUAGACAAGAAGUCAAUAAUCAAGAUGCUGUGAAAUUGGAUUCAAAAAAAGUUGCUUAUAGUUAUAGUCUUGAACUUUGUAAGAAAGCUUUAGAUAUAGCAAUUAAAAUGCAAGUUUCAAAUCAAAAAAAUAUACAAGAACUAUUUGAACAAGAAUUUAUGAUUUCAAAUUCUCUUCAAUAUAAAGGUAGAAGCCAUCCUUUAAACAAGAGAUGUUUGUUAGCUAUUGAAAAUCAUAGCAUCAAGAAUGUUUGUUCAAAUAAUCAAGAUGAAACAUUAGCAUCAGGAUCAAUGAAAAAAACAAGCAGCAAU